CUAAUCUAUGGGUUGUCUUGUCCAGAUAGCCGAUACCUAUUAUUUAUGUCCGGUACUCACUGGCUUACUUACUUACCCUUUGUAUAUCUAUUAUCUAUGCUGACUGUAUAUAUCUGAAUAUAUAAACAAUUACUUCAUUUUGGAAUAAAGCAAAAAUAAAAAUUAAAUUUUAGAGAUAAUGGCAGACGAAGAAGUUGUGAAUGGAUCGACAGAAGAAACAGAUGACAAAUCACAAAAAGAAAAAAGAAGUGCAAAACAUGAUAGUGGUGCAGCAGAUUUAGAAAAGGUUACCGAUUAUGCAGAAGAAAAGGAAAUUUCUACACAAGACGUAUCUGGAGCAAUAUCUUUGAUUGGAGAUCAAAGAAAUAAACAGGCGGCAGAAAAGAUUGCUAGAGAAAAAGAAUUACUCAAAGUAUCCAUAAAAAAAGAAGAUGUUGAUUUAAUAGUUAAAGAAAUGGAAAUAUCUAAGCUCAUGGCAGAGCGUACAUUAAGAGAACAUCAUGGUAAUGUGGUUAAUGCUUUAAUCGCUCUAACAAAUUAAUAGUAUAAAUUUGACACUUGUGAUGAGGAUAAUGAAUACUAUUAAAUAAAUCAUUUUAUAAUAGCUGGUGCUAAUUCUGUGAAUCAUUCAAACAUUUUUUAAAAUGUGUUACAAAAUAUUGUAAUUUAACUGUCAAUGAACUUUAAUGUGUACAUACAACUUCAAAAAGUCUUAUAUUUUGACAUUUAUACAUGCAAUAAAUGUAUUACAUGAUA
Molecule: messenger RNA, 756 nt
Organism: Agrilus planipennis (emerald ash borer)
Lineage: Eukaryota; Metazoa; Arthropoda; Insecta; Coleoptera; Buprestidae
Product: huntingtin-interacting protein K
Exons: 1
Coding region: 179-541 (120 amino acids)
Biological process (GO): negative regulation of apoptotic process; protein stabilization
Source: RefSeq, a predicted model, not a curated record